AUGGCGAAGACGCUCUACGAAAAACUAUUCGACCAGCAUGUGGUUUGCCAGCAGGCGGACGGGCAAUAUCUGCUGUAUAUCGACCGGCAUCUCAUCUACGAGUGCACAUCGCCACAAGCAUUCGACGGUCUCCGAGCCAAGCACCGCGCCGUCCGCCGCCCCGACCUCACCCUAGCCACCACCGACCACACCGUCCCCACCACCUCCCGCACCGCCUGCACCAGCACCAAAUCCUACAUCCCCGACGCCCCCUCCUACACCCAAGUCCGCACCCUCACCCGCAACUGCGCCGCUCACUCCAUCGCGCUCCUCCCCCUCUCCUCCCCGCACCAAGGCAUCGUCCACGUGCUCGGGCCGGACCUGGGCUUCACCCUGCCCGGCGUGACGCUCGUCUGCGGCGACUCGCACACGUCGACGCACGGCGCCUUCGGCGCGCUGGCCUUCGGCAUCGGCACCAGCGACGUCGAGCACGUCCUCGCCACGCAGACGCUGGCCGUCGCGAGAGCACGCACCGUCCGCGUCAACGUCGCCAACGCGCUGCCCCCGCACGUCGCCGCCAAGGAUCUCGCGCUCGCGGUCAUCGCGGCGCUGGGGACCGCGGGGGGCACGGGCGCGGCGAUCGAGUUUGCGGGGGAGGGCGUGAGGAGGCUGGGUAUGGAGGAGCGCAUGGCGCUGUGUAAUAUGGCGAUUGAGGCGGGCGCGAGGACGGGGCUCGUUGCCCCCGAUGCGACGACCGUGGCGUAUUUGAGGUGGCGGCUGGGGGUGCCGACGCCGGGGAGCCGCGCGUGGCGGGAGGCGGCGCGCGAGUGGAGGGCGCUGGCGUCGGAUGAGGGCGCCGUGUUUGAUCGCGAGGUGUGGGUUGAUGCGGCGAGGGUGGAGCCGAUGGUGACGUGGGGGACGUCGCCGGAGCAGGUGGUUGCGGUCAAGGGGGGUGUCGUGCCUGGGGAGCUCGUUGGCGGGGGAGACGAUGGCCGCGGCGCGGCGAAGGAGCGCGCGCUGCGGUAUAUGGGGCUGGCGCCUGGGGAACGGCUGGCUGACUUGGAGGUCGACGUCGUCUUCAUCGGGUCGUGCACCAAUUCGCGGUUGGCUGACCUGAGGGCUGCUGCUGGCGUGGUGCGGCGAGCUCGCCGCCAGCCGGCUGUCGUCGCGCCGAAUGUCCGCUGCGCCCUCGUCGUGCCGGGAUCGGGUGCCGUCAAGCGCGCUGCUGAGGCUGAGGGCUUGCAUCAUGUCUUUUUGCGGGCGGGCUUCGAGUGGCGCGAGCCUGGCUGCAGCAUGUGCUGUGGGCUGAACGGCGAUGCGUUGAGGCCGGGCGAGCGCUGUGCCAGCACCAGCAACCGCAAUUUCGAGAACAGGCAGGGCGCCGGUGGCCGCACUCACUUGGUCAGUCCAGCCAUGGCGGCAGCCGCCGCGCUUAUGGGGCGGUUGUGCGAUGUGCGGGAUGUUGUUGAUGGCAGCGGUGACGACGACGACGACGACCAAGAAGAAGCGAAACCAGUGAGAGAUGUUGCGUUUGAACUCGACUGGGGGUCCUCGUCUGAGUGGGACAAGGAUGACGGUGAGUUUCAGGAACAGGAGCAACCCUCAGCAGCAAGUGAAGGCUCGGGCGGAGUCACUACAUUCACCACCGUCACCGGCAUCGCUGCUCCGCUCAACCGCGCCAACAUCGACACCGACACCAUCCUUCCCGUGCAGUUCUGCAAGACUAUUGAGCGCAGCGGCGCUGGCCUCUUCCAUAAGCUGCGCAACCUUCCCGGCACCUCCGACGAAGACCCAGCCUUCAUCCUCAAUCAGCAGCAGUACCGCUCGGCGACUGUUCUCGUGGCCGGCCAGAACUUUGGCUGCGGCAGCUCGCGCGAACAUGCUGUGUGGGCACUUCAAGGCUUCGGCUUCCGAUGUGUCGUGGCGCCCAGCUUCGCUGACAUUUUCUACAAUAAUGCUUUCAAGAACGGACUGUUGCCUGUCCGGCUGACAGACAAGAAAGCCAUGGCGCGUGUCAUUGCUGAAGCUGAGCAAGCCAGACCAAUCACGGUGGAUCUCGUGGCGCAGGAGAUCCGCAAUGAGGGAAGCGAAGUCAUUGCUACGUUCGUCGUGGAGGAGCAUCGGAGGCGGAGGCUAAUCGAAGGCUCAGAUGAUAUUGCAGCCACGCUGCAAAUGGAAGAGGAGAUUGCCAAGUUCGAGAGGCAGCGGAGAGAGAAGUUUCCUUGGAUUGAAGAAAGCGUGGGGUUCCUGCACGACAUUGAAGGGCGAGCGAGGGAGCUUUUGGCACUACACAGCAAGAGCACGGACAAGAUGGAUUGGUGA
Diplodia corticola is the source of this 2301-nucleotide messenger RNA. Its product is annotated as 3-isopropylmalate dehydratase. Gene Ontology annotation, molecular function: 4 iron, 4 sulfur cluster binding; 3-isopropylmalate dehydratase activity. Gene Ontology annotation, cellular component: 3-isopropylmalate dehydratase complex. Gene Ontology annotation, biological process: L-leucine biosynthetic process. NCBI's taxonomy places the organism in Eukaryota, Fungi, Ascomycota, Dothideomycetes, Botryosphaeriales, Botryosphaeriaceae. The record is from RefSeq and is a predicted model, not a curated record. The transcript has 4 exons. The coding region runs from base 1 to 2301 and encodes 766 amino acids.